AUGAGAACAGAGAAGCUUAACUAUUCUGAGCUCAAAAUAAAGGAAAUUUUACUAUAGAACAAUAUCUCUCAAUAUGUAGGAGAUGAUAAGGAAAUAAGGAUAAUUUCCUUAGGAGUGUUUUCUCUUGAUAUUCUCUUAAAUUUCAACACAGGUGUUUACUUGGAUGUUUUAUUUGUAUUAAAGGGAAGUAAUCAUAAAAGAUUACUUAUCAUUUUGGUUUGGAUCGAUUUACUACUAUAAAGUUUGAAAUUACACAGAUUACUUAAAUUUUUAAAAAUUUAUUCAAAAUAUAAAACCGCUAAGAUUGGCUAGAUUAAUAAAAAUUUUUGA
Molecule: messenger RNA, 330 nt
Organism: Paramecium octaurelia
Lineage: Eukaryota; Ciliophora; Oligohymenophorea; Peniculida; Parameciidae
Source: the annotation of a GenBank genome assembly